This is a messenger RNA of Lobosporangium transversale, 1254 nucleotides long. RefSeq names its product ligand-effect modulator 3 family. The transcript has 5 exons. The coding region runs from base 1 to 1254 and encodes 417 amino acids. The record is from RefSeq and is a predicted model, not a curated record. Gene Ontology annotation, cellular component: Golgi apparatus; endoplasmic reticulum; plasma membrane. NCBI's taxonomy places the organism in Eukaryota, Fungi, Mortierellomycota, Mortierellomycetes, Mortierellales, Mortierellaceae.
AUGACUACAGAGAAAAAAAGCAGAAGGCCAGUUGACUCGGCAUUCAAACAGCAACGACUCAGAGCUUGUCAGCCUAAUCUGACACCAAAGACAGUUCUGCCUGUGUUUCUCAUCGUUGGCAUCCUUUUUGCGCCCAUUGGCGGUCUUCUUCUCUGGGCCAGUGACACUGUUGCCGAGCUCAUAGUUGAUUACACGGAAUGUGACAAGGCUGGACUAGAAUUUGUCCCUGUUCCCACGGAAUCCUUUACGAGCAAUUUCCCGGGUUCUGCAGGUGAUGACGCAUCAACACCAUCACCCGAGUACAGGUCCAUCCAAGCAGUGGGCUCUGGUAACAAUGUGACCUGGCCAACGAUGCGAUGCACGGUUAAGUUUCAUAUACCAGUAAAAAUGAAGCGGCCCGUUUUUGUCUUUUAUCGCCUCACGAAUUUCCAUCAGAACCACCGCCAAUGGAUUAAGAGCAUGGACAUGAGGCAACUUGCAGGCGAGAGACGAUCUGUAGAAGAGCUAAAGGCCGGUGGUUGCGAUCGACUCGCUGUUGUUGAAGAGAACAAUGUGACCUACCCCAUUUAUCCUUGUGGACUCAUGGCUAACUCAAUGUUCAAUGAUAGUUUCGGUCUUGCUUUCAAGCCAUUCGACGCAACAACAAACGACAAUAAGACAUAUCUGCUAAUUGAUAAAGGGAUUGCUUGGGAUGGUGAUGCAUCGAAAUAUGCAAAAUAUUCUUAUGAACUAUCCGAGAUUCGACCACCACCCAACUGGAGAAACUAUCCAAAUGGGUAUUCUGAAGCUUCUCCCCCGAUUAAUGUGGCGGAGGAUGAGCAUUUCCAGGUAUGGAUGCGAACCUCUGGAUUGCCCAAUUUUCGAAAGAUUUACGCCAAGAAUGAACAAGACGAUCUCCCCGUUGGCACAUAUACGAUUGACAUUGACAUGAAUUACAAUGUGACAUCGUUUACUGGCACAAAAUCGAUCGUCAUUUCCACAGUGUCAUUCAUGGGCGGUCGUAAUCCGUUUUUGGGGAUCGCCUAUGUGGUUGUAGGUGUACUCUGCGUCGUUCUCGGGUUUUUAUUUGUAGCUCGUCACCUGUACAAGCCCAGACGAUUGGGUGAUCAUACCUUUGUUGCUUGGGACAACAAUCAUAGGCUCGCUAAAACUAUAUCAUCCAAUAGCUCAAACCAUCGUCAUGACUUUGAAGAGUCUGAGGGUGAAGCAUUUCCCCCAUCAGCAACUACAACAGGGGCUAGUGCACGAUACUAA